This is a messenger RNA of Laccaria bicolor S238N-H82, 981 nucleotides long. RefSeq lists its product as uncharacterized. The record is from RefSeq and is a predicted model, not a curated record. Lineage: Eukaryota; Fungi; Basidiomycota; Agaricomycetes; Agaricales; Hydnangiaceae. Bases 476 to 760 code for a protein of 94 amino acids. The transcript is spliced from 4 exons.
GAUGAACAAUUAACCGCCACAACUAAGAUUCACUACCACUAAGAGAACAUACACCCCACCACGUUUCUUACCUUCUUCAACGAGACACAAAGUCGGCCAUGCCCGACACAUUUAAUAUCGUGGCGGACUUGGUGCCUAGCGCUUUUACAACGGUCGAGUCUUGCCAACCUCAACUGGGAAAGUCUUGGUUCGAUAGACGCGCAUUUCGCCUCUCGUGACGCUGUAUCAGUCGACCACUUAAGCGCAGAAUCGCGGGAAAAGCGCCUCGCGCGGUGGCAACGUUUUCAAGGGGAUGGGUUUAGGGUCGUAAAACCGUAACUGCACAGGUUUAUCAUCUCGAAGAACAACACCCAACAGCGCUGUGGCAACAAGCGGUAUUUUGGCCCGCUGUCGCUAUCGCAUUUGCUUCUAAGUUCUGUCGCCAACAUUCUGUGUUCCCAACACCUUUGGAUGCAUUACAAACCCCCUUGCGGAUAUGCAACGUUGCCGGUGCGUGCUCAGAAGAAGAACGAUUGUUUCUUGUGAAGGAAGAGGAUUGACGGGGUCUGACGAUCAUCUGGUUCCUCCCAUACCUGUGGACCAGGUGUGGUUGUCUGGUGUUCCACUUGGCAAUCUACGCGCUCGUGACAGUGACCUAGUCAGAUUCACAACAGUUGGUCGAGGGGCUAUACAUUGCUCCCGAAGCAGUAAACGCCCAAGGACGCCUCGGCGAUUAUCAGCUCUCCUCCUCGAGAGUCUCGAAAGAGGCACACACAACUAAGAUUCGUUUUUUGGAUCGCAAACUUGUACGGGAAGGACCACUCUCCAAGAGGUGUGUUGUGUUAUAGCGCUCUCCUUUCUCUUUUGUGUCUUGUAUUAUUCUCGACGACGGCUUGAACUUCUUCAAGUCGGACACCCCCUGCAAUUCACACCUUAUCUCUUUCAGGUUUUGACCCAACCUUGUUAAACUCCGUCUCUAAAUUUUAAUCUCUAUUCAAUCUC